UGUCAACUCAACGUCGUACGUGGCUACAGACAGACCCAAACAGUGUAAGAAGACUCCGCCAGGAAUGCAUCAGCAAAAUGCGGAGUCUACCGGUCAACACGUCAAAUACAGUCCCCGACGUUUGAAUCUCUAAGUUUUGCACAUGAAGCUUGAGGUGAAGGGCUUAAGGUUAAACUAAACCUGCGUUUGAAUUAUUUAUUUGACCCGUUAGCAUCAGCACAUUUCACGGUGCCAUUCUCUGAGGCACUCGUUUGUCUAUAGGAAGACAGCAUGGCUCAUAUCGAGUCCUCCUUCGAAUUUGGCUCAUCUUUGACCAGCUCUUCGCUGCCUCCCCCGCGGACUCGAAUCUUUAAGAUCAUCGUGAUAGGAGACUCUGGAGUUGGCAAGACUUGCCUCACCUAUAGAUUCUGUGCAGGCAAGUUUCCAGACAAAACUGAGGCCACUAUCGGGGUGGAUUUUCGGGAGAAGGUUAUUGAAAUAGACGGCGAGAAAAUCAAGGUCCAGUUGUGGGACACCGCAGGCCAGGAGCGCUUUCGAAAGAGUAUGGUGCAGCACUAUUACCGCAACGUCCACGCUGUGGUGUUUGUCUACGAUGUCACCAAUGCCGCUAGUUUCCGAAGUCUUCCGGCGUGGAUCGAGGAGUGCCGUCAGCAUGCCUUGGGCCAAGAGGUGCCUAGAAUCUUGGUCGGCAACAAAUGCGACCUGCGGCAUGCCGCUCAAGUAAGUACCGACGUAGCGCAGCAGUUCGCUGAUGCACACUCAAUGCCUCUGUUCGAGACCUCUGCGAAGAAUCCCUACGGAAACGACGACGGCGGUCGGAAUAAUAGUGACCACGUGGAGGCCAUUUUUAUGACAGUGGCGCACAAGCUGAAAUCUCAGAAGCCGCUGGUGUUAAGCCAACCACCGUGCGGAUCAGGAGAUACUGUCACUCUCAGGAGACAGGACGAGGAGGACAGGGGAACUUGGGGCUGUGGAUGUUGGAGGAGCUAAUGAAGGAAUCACCACGUUUUAAAGAAGCAGAUUCAGAGGUGCUUUUGUGUUAUCCAUGAAGGGUUGAGGACACAGGAACAUCUCUUCUCAAGAUUUCUUUUUGUAUCUGAUCUGGCUAUUAUUUUAAAGGGAAAAAACUUUCCUCCAUCACUCCAGAGGCUUUGAGAAGUUGCAUGUAGGCCCAUUUGCCUUACAUAUACAAGCUUCAUCUAUUAUGUGUCAGCCUGUCUAGUUCAUAUCAUAUGCCACUGCCAAUCAUGCACUACAUUUUCUAGAUUUUUGCAGUUCUGCAGGUGAAUUGAACAAUGAAAUCUUCGUGCAUAACAUGUUGCCUUUUUCAUCAUAUUUUUUAAACAAUUUUUGCCGCAAUUAGAUAAACUGUUCUGUUAAAUCUGGUUUAGUCUGUGUGUUUGUUGUUUGUUCUCUCAUUCUAUGUCACCCACACACAUGCAGACACUUCCUGUGAAAGUUGUCAGUUCUCUCAAGAGAAAAGAGAAACCGACGAACAAACACUUAAAUGCAGGUUAUUUAUUAGUGCUGCUAAUAGAUAUUAGACAAAUGUGAGAUGAAUUUAAAAGUAAAAUAAAGCUGAUAUACUUUUUUUUCCAAAAAAAGGAGCCAGUCCUAGUUCACUGCCAGUGUUUUAUUUAUUGUCAAUUUAUUUUCUUCUAGCAGCCAUUCAUCUGAAUAAAAUCUACUGUAAAGACAUCUAUCUGGGUUAUGCAUGAUAACCAGUCCUUCCUGUGAAUCAUGUCAAAAUGUAGAUAAGUUAGGUAAAAAGGGACAAGAAUUCGCUGACAAUAUCUACUUUAGUGUCCACAGCCAGGAUUUGUAUGUAGUACUGCUUUGUUAGGCAAAAUGAAAAUGAUCUGUACUGUAUAAUAACAGAUUAGUACCUCAUAUUAUUCAUGGCAUCUGCUCUGUGCAUGGCAUAAAUCUGAACAAAGGGUCUGAUAUCAGUCUAUAUUUCAGUAUGUAAUCUAUCAGUACAAAUAUACAGAUAUGCUAAUGGAUAAAUUCUUUCCCUUCGGCCAUCUUCUUUCCAACACUGAUAUGCAGAACAGAGUUCAAUCCAUUACAAGGAAUAUUCACUCAUGUCUUUAUGUAACCACAGCUGGUCCUGUGGAGUGCAUGAAAGAAGCUCAGACAUGACAUGCUUUAUUUGUUUUAUGGGGAAUUGCCAAAAAGAGGUUUUGCAUAUGAUUUCUGGUUAAUUUUUUGAAGUUGGUUAAGGGCCUGAUUAGCUGAUGCAUUGCGUUGUUUGAUUCGGGUACAAUAGGGGAGCAUGUGAUUAGUUGAGGAAUUGUGCACGGUUAAUGAUGGCUCUUAAAUAUUUAAAUGCAACAUGUUGAAUGCACACUAAGACUUGUCUAUUUGUGCUUAAUGUUUGACUCUGGGUGCUUACAGAAGGUUCAUAUCUAAUCUAUCUGCCAGAAACAACAUGAGCUUUGAUGAUUUUUGUAGGUUCAUGUUGAACUGGUCUUGAUAAAAACAUACUCUUGGUCUGGAUUCUCUCCACGGUUGUCUGUACUGAUUUUUCGCUUCACCCAAUGUACCAUUUUAAGUGUCCUUCAGAAUUUGUUUUUUUCUGUCUUCAUUAACACAUUAAUAACAUAGUUAACAAUGUGAAAUAUGAGCAGAUCUCAAAAAUCUACAAAA
This is a messenger RNA of Sinocyclocheilus anshuiensis, 2649 nucleotides long. RefSeq names its product RAB33B, member RAS oncogene family a (gene rab33ba). Bases 271 to 990 code for a protein of 239 amino acids. The transcript has 2 exons. Gene Ontology annotation, molecular function: GTPase activity; GTP binding. The record is from RefSeq and is a predicted model, not a curated record. Gene Ontology annotation, biological process: Rab protein signal transduction. NCBI's taxonomy places the organism in Eukaryota, Metazoa, Chordata, Actinopteri, Cypriniformes, Cyprinidae.